This is a messenger RNA of Ectocarpus siliculosus, 3022 nucleotides long. The record is from the annotation of a GenBank genome assembly. Lineage: Eukaryota; Phaeophyceae; Ectocarpales; Ectocarpaceae.
AUGGGGGUGGCCUCUGAAGGCCAAAAGGACGUCGUAUGCCCUGAUUUGAUUUGGACGCUGAACUCUGGGCGCUCACCCGGGUUAGACAAGCUAGGCCCGCAGCAGGCCACCAAUUUCUUCGGGACCGGUUCGUCGUGUCUUACUACGAAGGGACGCCGUCAAGUGCAAACGGAGCCGAGAGCCUUUCCAACCAAGAAUGGCGAUCACUCUUACUCUACAGCUACAUCCUACGGAGAGUUGCGCAUGGCCCGUCUGAUACCGCGGCCGACAUCGGCUUCACCACUGAUAACUCCCGCUCAGCCCAUGGACGGGACGUGGAAUAUGUCACCAGAGCUUACAUCGCGCUGCACCUGGAGAAUGGCCGCAACAAGAAACCGAGCAUUUACGGAGAGGUUUGGGCUCGACAAGCCCACCUGCUGCACCUGCCCGCAUGGCAUACCUGAAGGUCGCGGUAGAACUUGUGGCUGUGUAAGACAGCGAGAAAUAGAACUAGAAGCAGUCCAACUUUGCGCAGCGCUGGAGAGGAGGUGUCCUCAGUGGACCAUGGAUGGCGAGCGCAACCUGUGGAUGAUAAAGCCCGCGGGUGCGUCGAGAGGCCAAGGUGUCCGGGUCGCAUGGACCCUGGAUCAGAUCCUCUACGCACAGAAAACGAUGGGAGGCAGGGUCGUCCAGAAGUACGUUGAAACGCCCUUGCUACUGCCUCGCCCUUCGCAACAAACAAGAACGCCCGGGGACUCUCGACACACUUACCUCCGCAGCAGUAGAGACACUCCUCGAGCGGGCAAUGUUGGAAGUUGUGCGGGAGAACUGCGGUUGGGGGAGGAGAGUGACAAAGGGAUGAGCAAGGCUGACGGCGUCGAAGCAAUCGGAAGGGGCAAAAUACAAAUCUUGGCUUCCUUGGAGGCAGUCGAUACCCAACCACUUUCUUCCAGCGGCGAAACAACCUCGCCACCACGCAGUCCCGAAGGACAGGGAGAUGAUACGAGCUACCACUCAAAACAUCCUACAAAUAACGUCGACACCAACUCGGGAGUCUUCGCAGAAGCGCGGAAGUUCGACAUUCGGACAUGGGUGCUGGUCACAGGGUGGAGUCCUCUGGAAGCGUUCGUGUUCGACGAAUGCUACUUGCGUGUGUGUCCUCAGAGCUUUACGCUAGCCGAGUCGAGGCUCGGUGAUCAAGGUGUUCACCUCACCAACCUCUCUGUGCGGCGGCCGGUCAAGACCUACGGUAGGCGACGGAGGCAAGGGCACACGCGACGGCCGUCCUCAGCAUCGACAACAGGCCUUCGUGUCGUAAGCCACGGGGGCGGUGGUGCGCUCGCCCAUCUCUCGGAAGACUUGCCGGCCCAGGGACCCGUUGGGCAACGACGAGAUCCGCGGUCCAGGGACGAGUGGGAUGCAGGAGAAGGCGUUGUGGGGACCCAGGCGGAACUCAUCCAAACCCUUGGCGGGUUGAUCGGACAGAGGCGUGUCGAGAAGUCGACGCGGAGCAGGGAGGAAGAUGUACGAACGAGAGGGGAGCGACUGUGGAGAAACAAGGUUUCGCCGUCGAUAGACAGGGUCAUCGGAAGCACUCUCCUUGCUGCUCAGCCUUACGUGAGGCCAAGGGCCUCAUCGUUCCAACUUUUCGGGUUUGACCUUCACCUGGACUGCGACUUGAACCCAUGGCUCCUCGAGGUAAACCUUUCGCCGGCGCUGAGCCAUACUUCCAAGCGGCAGAGCGCCAUCAUCCGUUCCAUGUGCGAGGGGCUUCUGCGUCUUACGGUGGACCGUAUGUUCCCGGCGCUGCAACCGCCCUCGUCGUGCGGUGGUGUUGAUCCCGAAAGCAACGACUCCGACAGCCUGAAGCAAGCGGAAGACCAGCAUUGCUCGGGAAAAUGGAGACCAAUAUGUCCCUCGACUGUAGGGCACGAGUCUGUCGUUGACGUGGGUCAAAGCAUAGGACGCCCGAGCGCCGAAGUACUGUCGUUGCGAGGCCAGCACCUCACGAAGAAAGGUCUGGCUCGGGCAGAGCGCGGUGUGCGAGAAGCCACAGCCGCGAACGUUCUGAGAGCGUGGUGGUUAUCAAGAGCUGAUGAGUGUCGAGAAACACGAUCAAAAAAAUCGCAUGCAAUCGCCGAGAUUAGCCCGUGGAUAAUCAGGCUGAUAGCUCGCCGCAGGCGGAGAGCGCUACAGGCCAAGAAAGAAAGAUCGGUGCGGGUUAUCCAGGCGGGUUGGAGGCGAGCAAGUGCGAGAAUGUUGGAGACCCGGAGCCACAUCGCCCGCGUUGCAGUCUGUGUCGUUCUGCAGACGAUGUGGAGGCGUCGGAAGCUCGAGCGCUGCUACCGUUUCCGACAAACUCGUUGCAAGGUGUCUUCAGGCCUUCGCAGGGCACUGCAGCACGCUGGUUACGCUGCGAGGAUCCAUUAACGCCAAUUCCAGAAGCACCAGUUCUCCGAGGAGCAACGGGAGUCGUACAAGCGUCGAAGAAAAUCAAACAAAGAGAGCGCCAUCGGGAAAUAACGAAUGCUCCAGCGGAGUGCUUAGGCUCGAAGACAUUUUGCCCGGCUACAACUCACGCCGUCAUAAAACGACGCGUCUUGGUAUUGUUAAGGGGCGUGGUCGAUCCGAGUUUCGUUGCGGCCGCAGGCCAACGGGGGCGGGUGACUCCUCCGGCGGCGACAGCUGGCGGGCGACGCCUCCAUUGUAUGGUGACGGCCAGGGUCGUUCAUAUCCACUGGCAGGAGGAGCGCAACCAAUGGAUAGAAGUAGGCAUGGACGGACUCGACAAGCUGACGCGGCGGUCAACCCUCCAUCCCAUGCUGUCAAUGGAAGAGGCCAUCGACGCAAAGCGACUGGGAACAUUAUCGAUUGCGCCCCCCCGCCCUUCAGGUUCGGGUUUCGUAGUACCGGGGAAAGUAGUGACGCUCGGAAAUUGAGCACGGGAUGGAAAGGGGCACCAGGUGUUGACCGGGCUUCCUGUAGGAACGCGAGUGCAGCAAAUCCGUCCACCAGGCGCACGUUUGCCACGAGAACAACCGGU